ACGCUAUUGGCUGGAGGACUUCCGCAUCUUCCAAGCAUGCAGGAAACGAUGGCAGGAGAGCCCUGGAACAGAAUAAACAUCCUUUUUCCCAGCGCGGCUUCAACUGUCCACAUAAAGUUAACUUCAUCAACAGCUACAGUUUUGAAACAACUGUUAUUGGAAAACGAGAAGGUCCUGAAGCUGAUCCGCAGUUUGAUUCUUCAGACGGAGAUCCGAGUUUUAUACGCGCUGCUGUACAAUUUGACCAACCACUUCAGGGGCAGCAAGACGAUCAAAGCGUUACAGCAGGUUGAACAAUGUGUAAACAGACUGAAGAACAUGAAGCUCUGCGCUGCUCUUCAGGACCUGACUGCUCUUUGCCCCAAUAAAAUUCAAAUGGCGUUAUCUGUGAAGACGGGCGAGUGUGAUGUUCCAAGUCAACCCAUGCUGGAGUGGAUCUGUCUCAAGGUGCUGGGAGCCGGCAAGCUCGUGAGCUGCACAAUGGCUCGCUGCAGCAGAGCCUUUCUGUUUUCAAAGCAGCAGAUGAAGUGGGAGGAGUUUAUUAUACUCAAUACGGUGUUAACCAGCAUGCUCAGUCGUUUGUGGGUGAUUUUCCGUGGCAUCCUGGUUGGACUCUCCCGUCUGUACCAGAAUCUCUUGGAACUCCUUAAAAACGUGGCCCAAGCCCAGCCCAUGCCCUACCUCACCGAUGCCUCCCUGCCAGCAGAUAUGGCUGAGUUCCUGGGCCCCUCUGAUGCGUUGUUACUGAAGAAACAGAACGCAUUUGUCUCUCUUGCCAAAAAUCCCAAAAUGAAGAAGCAGCCUAAAAAAGCACCAGCUAAAGAUGUGAACCAAAGACCAACGAGGAGGAUUAAAGAAGACCUGGGGGUUUCUGUGGAAAGAGGCCUUGAAUUUGAUGCUAAUAUCAAGCCUCUUUUCGUUAAGGGUCAAUUUGUCUCAGAAGAUGCCCACAAGACCGAUAGUAAACAGAAGCUCAAGAAACAAAUUGAAGAAGCUGCUACAUUUUCUCGCAUGUCUUCCAACCUGGAGGAAAUGAUGAAGUGGUGCAGAUCCCAGAGGAAGGACAAGACAAAACGUCUCCUCACCUUUCUGCUUUUAAAGUGCCGGAGGAUGAAAUGUCUGGAGGCAGCGGGAAACAACAUGCAGAGGAAACUACGAGUCUUCAGACAAGAAGUUUCCUGGACGUUAUCUCCUCGGGGAUCAGGGGCAAAGAGGAGAACUGCUGGCCUGAGAAGUCGUCUGCAGUCACUCAAGACACAAUUUGUGUUGUCUAAAAUCAGGGCUUGUGUAAAAAAGAGAAGAAUGAAUAGGCGACGGAAAGAGACUGGGCUGCCAGUGUGCUUUAACGAUUACCUACAGAGCAAGGCACAUGAAGCAACACUUCACAUCACUGACUCUGAUGGCUCUGAUGACAUAGAUGAUAUAUUCGCUUCUGCUGGUUUAUGAAACUUUAAACAUACCGGAUGGAGAAAAUAACAAAAUAAUUACA
Messenger RNA from Nematolebias whitei (Rio pearlfish), 1489 nucleotides. It is a transcript of the gene rmp64, whose product is annotated as nucleolus and neural progenitor protein. The transcript has 9 exons. Lineage: Eukaryota; Metazoa; Chordata; Actinopteri; Cyprinodontiformes; Rivulidae. The record is from RefSeq and is a predicted model, not a curated record. Gene Ontology annotation, cellular component: nucleus. Bases 37 to 1446 code for a protein of 469 amino acids. Gene Ontology annotation, biological process: positive regulation of Notch signaling pathway.